Eremomyces bilateralis CBS 781.70 is the source of this 2019-nucleotide messenger RNA. Its product is annotated as putative MATE efflux family protein subfamily. Lineage: Eukaryota; Fungi; Ascomycota; Dothideomycetes; Eremomycetales; Eremomycetaceae. Gene Ontology annotation, molecular function: antiporter activity; xenobiotic transmembrane transporter activity. Gene Ontology annotation, biological process: xenobiotic detoxification by transmembrane export across the plasma membrane. The transcript is spliced from 2 exons. The record is from RefSeq and is a predicted model, not a curated record. Bases 322 to 1899 code for a protein of 525 amino acids. Gene Ontology annotation, cellular component: membrane.
CCGCGGACGCUGUGGAUCGUGGGCGGCUGCUGAGCUACGAGAGCUUCGUCUCGAAUCCGGCUUGCCACAGACUCGUAGUCCAUAAUGGAUAGUUUGCUAUGCAUACCUAAGGUAAUGAUGACUGAGCUAUGGUACCUUAUUUAUUGUUCCUUUGACUAUCCACCACAAGUCUUCGAAGCUAUGUCAUACCUCUAAUUCGCAAGUCCUGUUUGCUGCAUCUUUUCGAGAAUUCCUAUUUGCAGUACCGUUCCUCCCGCCGCAUCUCAGUCGGUUCUAAUCAUUUUAAAGUCUCAAUUGACCCCGGUUGCUUCGUUGCUCGCCAUGGAGCGUCGCCAAAGCGAUGCCUCGGGAGCCGCCCAUCUCCUUCCACGCAAUCUUCGUCCUCAUGAUCACUGGCCGCCUCACACCGAUGAAACCACUCCUCUCCUCCCUCCCACUGACUCCUCAGAUGAUGACAAGGACACAACAACAUGGAGGUCCGUCCUUCACGAGCUCUGGGUGCUCUUCAAUGGUUCCCUCCCCGUCAUUCUCGCCUACGCCCUCCAAAACAGCCUACAGACCAUCUCCGUCCUGAUUGUGGGGCGCCUCUCCCCAGAAGCGCUCGCCACUGCGGCAUUUGCUUAUAUGUUCGCCAUGGCGACGGGGUGGCUGAUCGCAUUAGGAGGGACGACGGCGAUCGAUACCAUUGCGAGCGCGAGCUUCACCGGGAGCAGCGAUCCAAAGGAUCUAGGGAUUAUUCUGCAGCGAGCCCUGCUCGUGUUGACCUUGUUUUAUGUCCCUGUUGUCAUACUCUGGGGGUUCUCCGAGUCGAUAUUCUUGGCCUUAGGUCAGGAGGAUUAUAUCGCGCGAGACUCGGCGAGGUUUUUGCUGGUGUUGGCCCCGGGUGGAUUAGGAUAUAUCUAUUUCGAGUGCAUGAAAAAGUACUUGCAGGCGCAGGAAAUCAUGCGACCUGGAACAUAUGUUCUCCUAAUCACCUCUCCCUUAUCUGCCGCCCUCAAUUACCUCUUCAUAUAUCGUUUUAAACUCGGUCUCCUAGGCGCCCCCUUUGCAACCGGCAUUGCCUACUGGGUGUCCUUCAUCCUCCUUGUCCUAUACACACGCUUCUUCUCCGGAUCCAAUGCUUGGGGUGGCUUCAACAAGGCCGCAUUAGAUAUCGGUCGACUCAAAACCUUCGCUCGCCUUGCCUUCCUUGGCAUUAUCCAUGUCGGGACGGAAUGGUGGGCAUUCGAAGUCGUGGCGAUCGUCGCCGGCCAACUUGGCACCAUCCCGCUCGCCGCGCAGUCAGUGAUCAUGACCACCGACCAAGUCCUCAACACCAUCCCCUUUGGCAUCGGUGUUGCUGCUAGCUCUCGCGUCGGGAACUUGCUCGGGCGGCGCGAUGCGAAGGGCGCCGCACUAGCGGCCAACACCGCCGCAUGGCUCAGUAUGAUCCUCGGCGCCAUCGUGCUCGCUGGGCUGAUGGGCGUCAAGGACUUCUACGCGCGGAUCUUCAACGAUGACGAAAGGGUAGUCCGGCUGACUGCCGAGGUCAUGCCAUAUGUCGCCCUGUUCCAGAUCGCGGAUGGGUUAAACGGAUCGUGUGGUGGGGCGCUCAGGGGAAUGGGAAGGCAACAUGUCGGUGCGGCGGUGAAUCUCCUCAGCUAUUACUGUGGAGCGUUGCCCCUGGGGAUCUAUCUGGCCUUCCAUGGCUGGGGACUGGGUGGGCUAUGGGUCGGCCAGUGCAUCGCUUUGUACUUGGUGGGAGCACUGGAAUGGGUGAUCGUUGCAUGGAGUAACUGGGAAAAGGAGGUGGUCAAAGCAUUGGGGAGGUUGGAUCAUGAUCCAUUGGGGGUUGAUAGCGCAAUUGCCGAAGAGGACGAACGAUUAGAUCCGGAGUCCGGGGUAAACGGACAUGCUUGAGAAGUAAGAUGGCAAUAUCUAUGGUACUCCAUAUAUCGGAUCUUAUGUGUUACGAACUAUGAGCUAUAGAUAAAUUAGAGAAUCGAGCUUUCCUUGAUAUCCAUGAAGGCUCUCCAGAGG